Messenger RNA from Phytophthora sojae, 3971 nucleotides. RefSeq lists its product as hypothetical. Lineage: Eukaryota; Oomycota; Peronosporomycetes; Peronosporales; Peronosporaceae. The coding region runs from base 1628 to 2833 and encodes 401 amino acids. The record is from RefSeq and is a predicted model, not a curated record. The transcript has a single exon.
GACCAGAUUCACGUGCUGGUGGUGGUUCCGGAGCAAGAACACGCACAAACUGGAUUGUGGCUUGUCACUGGAUCCGUUGGCAACGCGCUGAACACGAAAGGGAUUCGCUGCAAACUGUACUGGAUGGCGACGUUACGCAUUGGAUACUACGAUCCUACGCGCUGCAUCGGCAACAAGAAUGUCGCGUUUUGGUAUGAAGACAAGAAAUUGUGUUUUCAUGUUUUAUUCGAGACAAGUACGUGCUUCUAUAUGCUGUCGCUGCAUCGUAAUACUGCUUCAUUGAGGGCUAACUCUGUUUCUUUUAUAGAAAAUGCUGCUUUGCUGUUCGAAACUGACUUAAGGACUGGGCCACAAACGCUGGGCUCUCCGUUAACUAACCAGGUUGUUGAGACGCGUGUUGCACCAGCUAACGCUGUGUCUACUGAUCUCCAGCGCGUCUUCUACUGCGACUACGUUCCAGACGAUUCGGAAUCUCCUCAAAACACAGAUUCAUCGAUAUCGUUGACUACAAGCGUUUCGAAUCUGGACUCAUCGACUGACGAGUUUCGUUUUCAGCGGAUUGAGGACGAGAAGUUCUUCCUACCGUACGGCAAGGCAGAAAGCUGCCAUUUGGUGUCGAGAAAGCAAAGCAGAGACCACAAACGGGAAUUCGCCAAGUACGAUCGCGACUCAAACAACAGGCUUGCGCUUUCUCGCGAAAUGCAUGGUUGGUUCGACGGUAUGAGCAUUGAGGUUCCCAUCGUCAACAUGCUACCCGGAUCUGUUGAAGAGAAUCAAUCCAUUGGCAACAGACGCAAGGUACUGUGUGAGCGCGUAGUUCUGGUGUGUGUAAGUUUACUGACAUUUGCGUGUAGGUCGAGGUCUUCGUGAAGGUUCUGGAUGCUCAGUGUACAGAUCGCGUUUUCAGUCGUUUGAAAGGAGGAUCAACCACGACGGACGAUCCGCUCAUGAUGAAGACGUUUGUUCACGUGGAGGAUCCAGAAACAUUUUGUUUGUGCAUGAGGUGGAAGCACGACGAUAAUGCGGAGCGUUGGAGAAGCUUUUGGGAUAUGACUCCUGCGGUCGAUUGAAUGGAAUAAUGUGGCUCCCGAGUUAAAUACUUCGAAGUAGUAUUUGAUUUCUUGACAUACUUUGAUCCUGAUAAAUAUAAAGUUAGUAAUAUACAAAGAUGGCGUACUCUCCUGAGCAAUACCAAGCUAGCAAGGAACGAAUCAAAGCAGCGCAGAAGCGCUACUACCAGCGCACACGCGAAGCCCGUUUAUCUUAUCAAAAAGACAACGAUGACAAGAAUAGAGACCAGAUUCGAGCUCGCACGUCUUUUCGAUAUGAGGGUAGUUUUAGAACCUCUAAACCGGUCAGAUCUAAUAGACGUUGAUUUGACGACGCCCACUUUAUAGCGAGAGCCACGUCUUUUGGACCUUAGGGCGUUUCGGGACCGCUCGUUCAAACCACAUUGAUAAACCAAUAGAACAUUACGCCGGCAGAUUUUACUAGUAGUUCGGACCAGCGCGACGUGGCGUCUCAUCAUUGGUUGAAAAUCUAUGUCACACACCUUCAUGUUCGCUUAAGUACGCCAGAAAUUCUACAUCCUUCUUCCUCAUUCCAGAAUCUGCCGGCUCGAGGAAAGAUGGUGAAGCUCUUCUGUGCGAUCGUUGGUGCGGCGGGCAGUGCGUUCGAGGUGGAUAUCGACGCGGGUGCAUCGGUUUCCGCGUUGAAGAAGGCGAUCAAGGCGGAGAAGAUGUACCAGUUCCCUGCUGACGAGCUGCAGCUCUUCCUGGCGAAGACGGAGGGCGGCGCGUGGCUGCCAGACGACGACCAAGCUGCGCUGGAUCUGGAGGACGGAAAGGUUCAUGAGGACAUUCAAGCGUUGAUCGAUGGCGAGAAGAUGAAGGCUACGUGGACAAUUGAGGACGUGUUGACAGCUAACAAUAUGACCAAACGGAAAGGGCGCGCUCCAAAGUCGAGACAAAUCCACGUGCUGGUGGUGGUUCCGGAGCAAGAACACGCACAAACUGGAUUGUGGCUUGUCACUGGAUCCGUUGAAAACGCGUUGAUCACGAAAGGAAUUCGCUGCAAACUGUACUGGAUGGCGACGUUACGCAUUGGAUACUACGAUCCUACGCGCUGCAUCGGCAACAAGAAUGUCGCGUUUUGGUAUGAAGACAAGAAAUUGUGUUUUCAUGUUUUAUUCGAGACAAGUACGUGCUUCUAUAUGCUGUCGCUGCAUCGUAAUACUGCUUCAUUGAGGGCUAACUCUGUUUCUUUUAUAGAAAAUGCUGCUUUGCUGUUCGAAACUGACUUAAGGACUGGGCCACAAACGCUGGGCUCUCCGUUAACUAACCAGGUUGUUGAGACGCGUGUUGCACCAGCUAACGCUGUGUCUACUGAUCUCCAGCGCGUCUUCUACUGCGACUACGUUCCAGACGAUUCGGAAUCUCCUCAAAACACAGAUUCAUCGAUAUCGUUGACUACAAGCGUUUCGAAUCUGGACUCAUCGACUGACGAGUUUCGUUUUCAGCGGAUUGAGGACGAGAAGUUCUUCCUACCGUACGGCAAGGCAGAAAGCUGCCAUUUGGUGUCGAGAAAGCAAAGCAGAGACCACAAACGGGAAUUCGCCAAGUACGAUCGCGACUCAAACAACAGGCUUGCGCUUUCUCGCGAAAUGCAUGGUUGGUUCGACGGUAUGAGCAUUGAGGUUCCCAUCGUCAACAUGCUACCCGGAUCUGUUGAAGAGAAUCAAUCCAUUGGCAACAGACGCAAGGUACUGUGUGAGCGCGUAGUUCUGGUGUGUGUAAGUUUACUGACAUUUGCGUGUAGGUCGAGGUCUUCGUGAAGGUUCUGGAUGCUCAGUGUACAGAUCGCGUUUUCAGUCGUUUGAAAGGAGGAUCAACCACGACGGACGAUCCGCUCAUGAUGAAGACGUUUGUUCACGUGGAGGAUCCAGAAACAUUUUGUUUGUGCAUGAGGUGGAAGCACGACGAUAAUGCGGAGCGUUGGAGAAGCUUUUGGGAUAUGACUCCUGCGGUCGAUUGAAUGGAAUAAUGUGGCUCCCGAGUUAAAUACUUCGAAGUAGUAUUUGAUUUCUUGACAUACUUUGAUCCUGAUAAAUAUAAAGUUAGUAAUAUACAAAGAUGGCGUACUCUCCUGAGCAAUACCAAGCUAGCAAGGAACGAAUCAAAGCAGCGCAGAAGCGCUACUACCAGCGCACACGCGAAGCCCGUUUAUCUUAUCAAAAAGACAACGAUGACAAGAAUAGAGACCAGAUUCGAGCUCGCACGUCUUUUCGAUAUGAGGGUAGUUUUAGAACCUCUAAACCGGUCAGAUCUAAUAGACGUUGAUUUGACGACGCCCACUUUAUAGCGAGAGCCACGUCUUUUGGACCUUAGGGCGUUUCGGGACCGCUCGUUCAAACCACAUUGAUAAACCAAUAGAACAUUACGCCGGCAGAUUUUACUAGUAGUUCGGACCAGCGCGACGUGGCGUCUCAUCAUUGGUUGAAAAUCUAUGUCACACACCUUCAUGUUCGCUUAAGUACGCCAGAAAUUCUACAUCCUUCUUCCUCAUUCCAGAAUCUGCCGGCUCGAGGAAAGAUGGUGAAGCUCUUCUGUGCGAUCGUUGGUGCGGCGGGCAGUGCGUUCGAGGUGGAUAUCGACGCGGGUGCAUCGGUUUCCGCGUUGAAGAAGGCGAUCAAGGCGGAGAAGAUGUACCAGUUCCCUGCUGACGAGCUGCAGCUCUUCCUGGCGAAGACGGAGGGCGGCGCGUGGCUGCCAGACGACGACCAAGCUGCGCUGGAUCUGGAGGACGGAAAGGUUCAUGAGGACAUUCAAGCGUUGAUCGAUGGCGAGAAGAUGAAGGCUACGUGGACAAUUGAGGACGUGUUGACAGCUAACAAUAUGACCAAACGGAAAGGGCGCGCUCCAAAGUCGAGACAAAUCCACGUGCUGGUGGUGGUUCCGGAGCAAGAACACGCA